This is a messenger RNA of Aspergillus nomiae NRRL 13137, 1902 nucleotides long. RefSeq lists its product as uncharacterized. The transcript has a single exon. The record is from RefSeq and is a predicted model, not a curated record. The coding region runs from base 1 to 1902 and encodes 633 amino acids. NCBI's taxonomy places the organism in Eukaryota, Fungi, Ascomycota, Eurotiomycetes, Eurotiales, Aspergillaceae.
AUGCAUGUUGUUGCAAGUACCACAGCUUUUCUGGGCGUCAUUUCUAGUGUUGCCGGGGUACACCAUCGCAACAGAGACACCAACCAGCAAAUCUUAAAGCCGCCCGUACCAGAGCCUAUUGUUGUCACCGAGCUUCCCUUGCCUCCUGUCGCCGACAGUAAAGAGGGUUCUUGUACUCCGGAAGUCAGCCCUCACCGGACCGGAUGUCUGCUCAAAUCCUCCCAGAUCCAAAGUGGAAAUUUUCUUCCUGAUAACAACCAUGUGCUUGUCAGCUUAAACUUCUCAGGGGCUCCAGCAGCACCCGAUCCGGCUAGCGUUUACAAUGGCACCCAUUUGACUCUGGUAAAGGCUGAUGGGACCAAGUUUCCUAGCGGUGACCCAUGGAAGUGUAUUACCUGCGGCGUACCGGAAGAAAACAAGGUCGGCAGCACAGAGCUCUCUCCCUAUCCUCAGGCGUUUUUGGAUGGCAAGAGGGCCCUAAUCGGGACUAAUAUCGUUGAUUGUGGUUCGGAGCUGCUCGCAAGUUCUGAGUGUACACCGGAUAAAGUGCAUAUCUACCCGAUCCGUUGGAAUGUCAAGGCAGAUGGCUCGGGAACCGGGGGAGAUAUACGAGAAUUGCGUCUACAUCCGGAUAAUGUGCACUUGGGAUUCAACUCCUUCACCUUCUCCAAUGGCCAACUUGGACAGUUUGGCUACUUUAGUCGACUGCAGUUUAACCCGUCGCCGAAGACUGGCGAGCCUCGCUCGGCACGAUACGAUCUAGUUAACAUUACCAGACUCUAUAGCCCGGAAAACCCCCUGCCGAUCAGCGCAAAAGGUAACCAGCUAGUGUUUAACCGGUCAGCUAUUGCGGUCGGCGAGCUUCGAGGAUUCACCGGACGCGGUAAAGAGGUCACAUAUAUCGGCAACCCCGUCGAGUCAUGCAAUAUCGACGUGUUCGCUGCCGAUCUCACAACCGGAAAGGUCCGUCGCAUCACGGAUCACCCCGAGUAUGUCGAUCCGAUGGAUGUCUCUCCCGAUGAUAAGUGGCAAGUGAUCCUCGAUACUCGAGGGACAGGCCGGCAGAUGUUCAUGGCCGGCAUGCGCGGCAUUCCACCGAUUAUCGACCUGAUCGCUACUACGGUCGCCUCCUCCACUCGCAACAAUGGCCCUCGGCGAUUCUUCCGGCCUUGGCUCCUGGACCACGAUGGGGACCGUGGAGACUACUACGGCCAGCAAAUCAACGGCGACGGCGACGGCAGCCCGGGCAGCAUCAACGACCCCAACUGGAACGCCGGGGCAGACCCCAAGUGGUCUCAUGACGGCACACGCAUAGCCUACUUCGAAAACCUGGUUGUUGCACCUUCUUGCGGCGGACAGAACCCUCUGCCAUGCCCUAACUCUACUGAACCCGGUGGUCGUGUCACCCGUCUGAUGCUGGCUCACCUUACCAGCCGUGAGCCGCUGGAUCUUGAACCAGUUGCUCCUGUCUCCGAUGAAGUUCCCUGGGGUGUUCCAUAUGAGCCCGAAAGUGCUCUGCCAGACCGUCCGUUUCCAGCUGAAGGAAAUUACACCUUGAAGGGAGAGGUGUCCGGCUCGGCUUUUGUGUCAAUCAUUCAUGACAAGGCCAUUCCAGCAGCGAUCAAAACCAUCGCAGUCGACUAUCGCAACUAUUCCGAUGACGGAUUACAUUUUAUCGACGGCUCUGAGAGGUUCACCAGUACUGUCGAAUCCAUGACGAUAAACAAGGUGGACUGGUUUUCCGACCUUACGUCUGCCGGACAAGUUACCGGGAGCAAGAAGACUAGUCCGGGUGGGUUCCAUCUGGAAAUCGAUGCCAUGACUAACAUAUUCAAUGCGAACGGAACCUUGACUACCACUCUCGAUGGAAAGGUCUGGAAGCAGCCGGCGAACGGGACUUGA